CUGAGGCCGGCUCUGGAGCCCCCCACCCCAACGGCGGCUGCUUGAUCCUCUGCCGGGGGGGCCCCCCGCGCCGUUUCCUCCUCCCCGCAUCGCCCUUUGCUUUCAUGCAACGCCUGGUGGCCUGGGACACAGCAUGCUUCCCCAUCCAGCCGCCCGCCUUUAAAUCCAUGGAAGUGGCUAAUUUCUACUACGAGGCGGACUGUCUGGCUGCUCUGAACAAGCUGCACCCGCGGGCGGCCGGCGGCCGCGCCGUGAGCGAGCUCUCCGUGGGGGACCACGAGAGAGCCAUCGACUUCAGCCCCUACCUGGAGCCCGCGGCCGCGCAGCCGCCUCCUCCCGCGGCAGCAGCAGGGGGCAACUUUGAGCCUGCCUGCAGCGGCGGCCAAGAUUUCCUUUCCGAUCUCUUCGCCGAGGACUAUAAAGGCAGCAGCGGCGGCGGCAAGAAGCCCGACUACACCUACCUCAGCCUCGCCCGCCACGGCCCGCCGGGCGCCGGGCAGGCCCACAAGCCGGCGCCGCUGCCCGGCUGCUUCGCGCCGCACGCCGCGGACACCAAGGUGGAGCCGGUCUUCGAGAGCCUGGACUCGUGCAAGGGGCCCCGCAAGGAGGAGGGGGGCGCGGGGCCGGCGCCGGGGGGCAUGUCCUCCCCCUACGGCAGCGCCGCGCGCUCCUACCUGGGCUACCAGUCGGUGCCGAGCGGCAGCAGCGGGAACCUCUCCACGUCGUCCUCGUCCAGCCCCCCCGGCACCCCCAACCCCUCCGAGCCCUCCAAGUCGGCCGCGGCCGGCGGCGGCGGCUACUCCGGCGCCGCGGCGGGCAAGAACAAGGCCAAGAAGUGCGUGGACAAGCACAGCGAGGAGUACCGGCAGCGGCGCGAGCGCAACAACAUCGCGGUGCGCAAGAGCCGCGACAAGGCCAAGAUGCGCAACCUGGAGACGCAGCACAAGGUCUUAGAACUGACGGCCGAGAACGAGCGGCUGCAGAAGAAGGUGGAGCAGCUCUCCCGGGAGCUGAGCACCCUCAGGAACUUGUUCAAACAGCUGCCCGAGCCGCUGCUCGCCACCUCGCCGCGCUGCUGACCCCCGCGCGGGGCGAGCGCCGCCGCCCUCCAUCCCUCCCUCCUGCCGCGGAGCCCGGCGGCCGCUCGGUUUGGUUGUCGCUUUUUCCUUUUAUUUUUAUUGUUUUUGGUCUUUU
Nothoprocta perdicaria is the source of this 1194-nucleotide messenger RNA. It is a transcript of the gene CEBPB, whose product is annotated as CCAAT enhancer binding protein beta. Gene Ontology annotation, molecular function: DNA-binding transcription factor activity, RNA polymerase II-specific; RNA polymerase II cis-regulatory region sequence-specific DNA binding. The record is from RefSeq and is a predicted model, not a curated record. Bases 105 to 1079 code for a protein of 324 amino acids. Gene Ontology annotation, biological process: regulation of transcription by RNA polymerase II; DNA-templated transcription; regulation of cell differentiation. The transcript has a single exon. Lineage: Eukaryota; Metazoa; Chordata; Aves; Tinamiformes; Tinamidae.